GGCUGGGAAUAAGGCAGAGGCUCCAGGAGCGAGGCUACCAGGCUGGCUGGCUGCCUCCCGCCGAUGCUCGGGGAGCGGGGCAGCCGGUGCUUCCAUGGCCCUUCCCAGCGGGAUGCUCCUCGCCUGCUCCCUCUGCCUCCUGCCUGGGUUCAGUGACACCUUCAACAUUGACACCAAGAGUCCCAAAAUCAUAGCUGGCUCCAAGGAAGCCUAUUUUGGCUACACCGUGCAGCAGCACGACAUUGGGGGGAAGAAAUGGCUGGUGGUGGGAGCUCCCUACGAAACCAAUGGCCAGCAGAAGACAGGAGAUGUCUACAAGUGCCCGGUGACCAGUGACACCCACAGCAACUGCACCAAACUCAACCUAGGGCGGGUGACACUCUCCAAUGUCUCUGAGAGGAAGGACAACAUGCGCCUUGGCCUCAGCCUGGCCACCAACCCCAAGGACAACAGCUUUCUGGCCUGCAGCCCUCUCUGGUCCCACGAGUGCGGGAGCUCCUACUACACCACGGGCAUGUGCUCCCGGGUCAACUCCAACUUCAGGUUCUCCAAGACGGUGGCUCCAGCUCUGCAGAGAUGCCAGACGUACAUGGACAUCAUCAUUGUUCUGGAUGGAUCAAACAGCAUCUAUCCCUGGGUUGAAGUUCAGCACUUCCUGAUAAACAUCUUGAAAAAAUUUUACAUUGGCCCUGGCCAGAUCCAAGUUGGAGUUGUUCAGUACGGAGAAGAUGUGGUCCACGAGUUUCAUUUAAAUGACUACAGGUCUGUAAAAGAUGUGGUAGCAGCUGCCAGUCACAUAGAGCAACGAGGAGGGACGGAAACCAGGACUGCCUAUGGGAUAGAGUUUGCUCGCUCGGAAGCGUUUCAGAAAGGUGGCCGGAAAGGGGCAAAGAGAGUAAUGAUUGUAAUCACAGAUGGAGAGUCGCACGACAGCCCAGACCUGGAGAAGGUGAUUGAGGACAGCGAGAAGGACAACGUCACCAGAUACGCGGUGGCGGUCUUGGGUUAUUACAACAGAAGAGGAAUCAAUCCCGAGGCCUUUUUGAACGAAAUCAAAUUCAUCGCGAGCGACCCGGAUGACAAGCACUUCUUCAACGUCACCGAUGAGGCAGCACUCAAAGACAUCGUGGAUGCCCUGGGGGAAAGGAUCUUUAGUUUGGAAGGAACCAACAAGAACGAAAUCUCCUUUGGCCUGGAAAUGUCCCAGACUGGUUUUUCAUCACAUGUUGUGGAAGAUGGGAUCUUGCUGGGGGCAGUGGGUGCUUACGACUGGAAUGGAGCUGUCCUGAAGGAAACCAGCAGUGGGAAGGUCAUUCCCCUGAGGGAAUCCUAUCUCCAGGAGUUCCCGGAGGAGCUGAAGAAUCACGGAGCAUAUUUGGGUUACACUGUCUCCUCUGUCAUAUCCACCAAGCACGAGCGGAUUUAUGUCGCUGGAGCUCCCAGGUUCAACCACACUGGGAAAGUCAUCAUCUUCAGCAUGCACAACAGCCGAAACCUCACCAUCCACCAGGCCCUGAAGGGCGAGCAGAUCGGCUCCUACUACGGCAGCGAGAUCAGCUCCCUGGACAUCAACGGUGACGGCGUCACCGACGUUUUGCUGGUGGGAGCCCCCAUGUACUUCAGUGAGGGCAGGGAGAGGGGGAAGGUCUACGUCUACACCCUGCAGGAGAACCGCUUCGUUUCCAGUGGGGCCCUCGUGGAUCUCCAGAGCUACCAGAAUUCCCGCUUCGGCUCCUGCAUCGCCGCCGUCCCCGACCUCAACCAGGACUCCUACAACGACCUGGUGGUCGGGGCCCCGUUGGAGGACGAGCACCAAGGAGCCAUAUACAUCUUCCUUGGCUUUGAGGAGACCAUCCUGAAGAAGUACAAGCAGCGGAUAGCAGCUGCUGACCUCGCCCCAGGCCUGAUGUAUUUUGGGUGCAGCAUCCAUGGGCAGCUGGACCUGAAUGAAGAUGGGCUGGUGGACUUGGCCGUGGGCUCUCUGGGGAACGCUGUGCUGUUGUGGUCCCGCAGCGUGGUCCAGAUCAACACAACCAUCCACUUUGAGCCCUCCAAGAUCAACAUCUUCACCAAGGACUGCAAGCGGAAUGGGAAGGAGGCCACCUGCAUGACGGCCUUUGUCUGCUUCACUGCUGUCUUCCUCUCAGCUCACUUCCAGACAGCCAGUGUGGCGCUGCGGUACACGGCCACCACGGACGAGCGCAGGUACACGCCGCGCGCCCACCUGGACCAGAGCGGAGAGCGGCAGGUGCAGAAGGGGCUGGUGCUGCCAGCUGGGCAGGAGCUCUGCCACACCCUCCCCUUCCACGUCCUGGACACAGCUGACUACGUGAAGCCUGUGACAUUCUCCAUCGACUACGAGCUGGAGCACCCCGAGAGCGGCCCCCUGCUGGACGCCGGCUGGCCCACCUCGCUCAGGGUCUCGGUCCCUUUCUGGAAUGGGUGCAAUGAGGAUGAGCACUGCAUCCCUGAUCUGGUCCUGGAGGCAAGAAGUGAUGUGCCCAGUGCCACGGAGUUCUGCCGGCGGGCGCUGCGCGGGGCCCCGCCGCGCUGCUCGGCCUUCAGCCUCGCCUUCGACACCCCCGUCUUCGUCAUCGAGAGCGGCAGGAGGAGGGUGGCGGUGGAGGCGGCGCUGGAGAACCGAGGGGAGAACGCCUACAGCACGGUCCUCAACAUCUCCUUCUCCAGAAACCUCCAGUUCGCCAGCUUGAUCUCCAAGGAUGACACGGACAUCAACAUUGACUGCAUGACUGAAGACAAGCACCCCAACAAGAAGGUCUGCAAUGUCAGCUACCCCUUCUUCCGAGCCAAGGCCAAGGUAGCUUUUCGCCUGGAUUUUGAAUUCAGCAAGUCCAUUUUCCUUCAAAACAUGGAGAUCUACCUGAGUGCCAGCAGUGACAGUGAGGAGAAGGAGAGCACCAAGGAGGACAACGUUGCCCACCUCAAUUUCCACCUGAAGUAUGAAGCCGACCUGCUCUUCACCAGGGCAUCGAGCCUGGACUACUAUGAAAUCAGGUCCAACAGCUCCCUGGAGAGAUACGACAGCAUCGGCCCCCCCUUCCACGGCACCUUCAAGCUGCAGAACCUGGGCUUCUUCCCCGUGGAGGGGGUGACCAUCAAGCUCACCAUCCCUGUGGCCACCCGGGCGGGCAACCGCCUCCUGCUCCUGUCUGAAUUCCUGGUGGAUCAGGAGAACACGACCUGCAACAUCUGGGGCAACACCACAGACUACAGGAGGACACCCACUGAGGAGGACCUGACCCGCAGCCCCCACCUGAACCACAGCAACUCCGACAUCAUUUCCAUCGACUGUGAUGUGAAAUUAGCCUCCAAUGAGGAGAUGAACUUGCACUUGCGUGGCAACCUGUGGAUGAAGUCUCUGAAAGCACUGAAGUUCAAGGCACUGAAGCUCACCACCACCGCCGUGCUCCAGCGACGCUUCGGGAGCCCCUUCAUCUUCCGCCAGGAGGAUCCCAGCCGCCAGAUAACCUUUGAAAUCUCCAAGCCUGAGGAGUGGCAGAUUCCCAUCUGGAUCAUUGUGGGGAGCACCUUAGGAGGGCUGCUGCUCCUGGCCCUGCUCGUCCUCGUGCUCUGGAAGCUCGGGUUCUUCAAGCGCGGGAUCCGCCGGCGGGCGGAGCAGCGGGAGCGGAGCACCCAGGGGCUGCAGUGAUGCUGCCGGGACCCCCGCACCCCUCCAGGCCCUCCCCGGGGACAGAGCCAAGGACCACCUGGAUGCUGAGGGAUUUUUGGAUGCUGAGCUCCUGUUCGCACCAAGACUUCAGCCCUUUGCAUGAAAUCGUCUCAACGGGACCGAAAGAAACGUGAAAUCCCCCUACAUGGAGCAACAAAG
Molecule: messenger RNA, 3850 nt
Organism: Apus apus (common swift)
Lineage: Eukaryota; Metazoa; Chordata; Aves; Apodiformes; Apodidae
Gene: ITGA11
Product: integrin subunit alpha 11
Exons: 30
Coding region: 95-3670 (1191 amino acids)
Biological process (GO): cell adhesion mediated by integrin; cell-matrix adhesion; integrin-mediated signaling pathway
Cellular component (GO): external side of plasma membrane; integrin complex
Molecular function (GO): integrin binding
Source: RefSeq, a predicted model, not a curated record